AUGGCCGACGAGAAGCUUGUUCAUUUCUUUGACCUAUACUCGGACCAAUCAGGUUCUUCAAAAUCAUGGUCACCCAAUACGCUAAAAACUAGAGUCGUGCUCAACUUCAAGGGCAUUCCCUACACCCAAAGUUGGCACUCUUACCCAGACAUCAAGCCUCUCAUUUCCAGCUUCGGCGUUCCACCCAAUGAAAAAGGCAGACCAUAUACACUCCCAGCAAUUAAGCAUAGCUCCGUUACUUCCCAUCCCAGUGGUGUCGCCAUGGAUUCCCAACUGAUCGCUCUUCAUCUCGACAAGGUGUAUCCCUCCCCACCGCUAUUCCCAUCCGGCAACGCGAGCUAUGCGCUGUUCGUAGCCGUGAGCCAAUUUGUUACUCGCUUGGAACCUGGGUUCCGCCCAUUCAUUAUUCCUCGGGUUCCAGACCACUUAGACCCGCGAGGCGCGAAGUACUUCCACGAGACGCGGGCUGCUGCCCUUGGGAAGCCAUUGUCGCAGGUGCGACCGACAGACCAGGCGACCAUUGAAAGCAAGUGGGAGCUAGUUGAGAGUGAGGCUGCCCCGUUGCUGAAGAUGUUAAAGGGCACGAACGGCAAGAAGGGCCCCUUCUUUGAGGGCGAGCAAGCCGGGUAUGCGGAUUUGGUACUUGCUACUGCUUUCGCGUUUAUUCAGCGUUUUGAUAAGGAGCUUCAUGAAAGGUUCCUCGGCUUGGGGGAUGGCGAGUUCAAAGCUCUCUAUCAAGCUGUAUUGCCUUGGCUGGAGGGGCAAGGGGAGGAGAAGGAUUGGCCAGUCACAGAGACAAUCUCCUAA
This is a messenger RNA of Penicillium angulare, 807 nucleotides long. Its product is annotated as glutathione S-transferase family protein. Bases 1 to 807 code for a protein of 268 amino acids. Lineage: Eukaryota; Fungi; Ascomycota; Eurotiomycetes; Eurotiales; Aspergillaceae. The transcript is spliced from 2 exons. The record is from RefSeq and is a predicted model, not a curated record.